AUGUCAACUCGCCUUCAAACCCACAACACAUUCUUAUCCUUCUCCUCCUCCAAAUACUACUGCUACUACUACUAUUACUAUUACUAUUCCUACUACUACUUCUACUAUUCCUACUACUACUACUACUACUUCUUCGUCUGCCUGGUAGCUCUUUUUGACCGAGCAUUUGGUGCUUCCGAAAUUGCACAAAAGGUUCACCGGAAGCCUUCUCGUCUAAUUACCCAAAUUGACCUCAGGCCUGACUACCAAUUUGUCUACGAAGAGCCCCAAUCUGCGCGACCACACCAUUAUGCUUGCACGAGUAUGUGA
Messenger RNA from Protopolystoma xenopodis, 309 nucleotides. The record is from the annotation of a GenBank genome assembly. Lineage: Eukaryota; Metazoa; Platyhelminthes; Monogenea; Polystomatidea; Polystomatidae.